UCCCGCAUACGACUGCAUCGGCAUCACACCAUAUUCCCCCAUUUCWGCUGAUUUAUUUCUGGGGAUCUGAUUUUGAUCACCUUCUUUCUUUUACCUUCAAUAAGUUUUCAGCUUCCAUCAUCACUCAAUCUCCAACCGAUCGAAACUAUUCAAUCAUGGCCACUCCAGAUGUCUUUUUGCAGGGCGAACAUGAUGUUUUCUCAUCCGUUUCUCCGUUUGAUUAUGCCAAAGGCGAUGCGAAAUCCCGAGGAUUUGCGAUUGAGARAAAAAUCGAAUAUCUUGAGAGCUUGAACGACAGAGUUAGCAACAGACGAGCACGUAGAUGGAUAAAUGAUCGUAUACUCUUGGAGCUUGUACCUCGUUUGAGCGGAGAUGAGAUUAGAGGCUUGUUUGCUCCACCACCUUGGGGUGAUGAUGUACGACCGUCGCCAUUUUGCAUGACAAAUUUGGGGGAGUGGGACAAAUUUAGGAAUAUAGACAUGGAUAAAGAGGCUGGUGCAAUUGAGGCCCUUAAAGGUUCUUCAUCCCAGAAGAAAAGUUGUGGGGAUGUCGAUAAGAUUGCCGCCUUGACUGCAUGGCACAGGGUGGAUUGCAGAACUAGAGAUGCAUUCCGCCGAAGCUUCCUUCCUGAACUUGUUCAUGGUUAUGAGGAGAGCAUUCGGGCCUUUGUCUCAGAGGCAGCAGGCAAGGAGGUUCUUGUGUUGUAUGUCCAAGACUCUUUCCAUAGGUUGUUACUUCAUGGUGUUUGCGAGGUGGAUGCAUUUACCGACACGGCGUUUAAAGGAAAUCCGGCAGCCGUGUGUUGGUUAGGGGACAUAGAGAGAGAUGAUAAGUGGUUGCAGUUAGUUGCGACUGAGUUCAAUAUUUCAGAGACUUGUUACUUGACUCCGGUCGUUGAUCACGGUUUAGAGAACCCUAGAUUUCAUCUCAGAUGGUUCACCCCCGUCGCUGAGGUUGAACUUUGUGGUCAUGCAACAUUAGCAGCCUCCCACUUCCUUUUCCAAUCCGGCUUGGUGAACUCUAACGCAAUUGAAUUUUCAACUCUUUCUGGAAUUUUGACAGCCCAAAAAGUUCCUGAUAGCAGGAUUAAGGAUUCAUCACCAUCUGGCAGUGAAAAUGGUGAAGCUCAAGACAGCUUCUACAUAGAAUUGAAUUUCCCUGUUGUGCCCGUUUCAGAUUUCAAUGAUCUCAAAUUUUCAGCAGUUUCUGAAAUACUAAACGGUGUUUCUAUUGUUGAUGUAAAGAAGAUGGCAUCUGAUGACAUCCUUGUGGUACUUCCAUCAGGAAAGGAAGUUGCAGAAUUCAAGCCACAGAUAGAUAAGAUCAAAAAAUCCCCGGGAAGAGGGAUAGUAAUUACAGGACUUGUGCAAAAUGGGUCAGGGUUUGACUUUUAUAGUCGAUUCUUCUGUCCAAAAUAUGGAAUUGAUGAGGAUCCUGUUUGCGGGAGCGCACAUUGCGCCUUAGCAGCCUAUUGGCACGAGAAGUUGGGGAAAUGUGAUUUUGUUGCAUAUCAAGCAUCACCUAGAAGUGGCACCUUACAUCUCCAUCUGGAUACGAAGAACCAAAGAGUGCUUCUUCGAGGUAAGGCCACCACAGUCAUGGAAGGGUCUAUUUUGGUCUAAGAUUCAUGAUAUAAUCAUAUUGCAUAUUGGAUCCAAUUGAAACUAUCUUCUAAUUUGCAAUAAAUAUCCCUUCGAAAAUUGAAAUUUCAAGAUGCAUGAAAUUUCAUGAUCUUAUGAAUUUGUUGUUGUAUUAUGAAACUGAACAUUUGCUAGUUAAACCCAAUUCAUGAACCUUUUGCCUUUUCUUUUCUAUAAAUCUUAAAAUGGUUAGGAUUGACCUAAAA
Messenger RNA from Cynara cardunculus var. scolymus (artichoke), 1846 nucleotides. RefSeq lists its product as uncharacterized. The coding region runs from base 156 to 1622 and encodes 488 amino acids. Gene Ontology annotation, molecular function: isomerase activity; nucleic acid binding. NCBI's taxonomy places the organism in Eukaryota, Viridiplantae, Streptophyta, Magnoliopsida, Asterales, Asteraceae. Gene Ontology annotation, biological process: biosynthetic process. Gene Ontology annotation, cellular component: cytoplasm. The transcript is spliced from 11 exons. The record is from RefSeq and is a predicted model, not a curated record.